AUGACUUAUUAUGGUGGGGCUUCCCCAACCACGAACCUUCCCUCGAGUGGUAGUGAGACCCAUACGCCCUCAUCUGCCGCCAACAGGAGCGGGCUUAACUUUGGGCCUCUGAGGUUUGCCGGCCAAGCCAACUGGAUCUUCCGGGACGACGUCACGGUGGCACAGGUUGUCAUUAGCUACACGGUCACGGAAUCGCCCGUGCGCUUCAUCACGGCCUUUCCGGCCGGUAACACGGGCGCCCUCGCGUACUUCCACCCUCUACAUGGUACUCUGGGAGUGUCACUGACGAGCGUGGGUAGCGUGGUUCACGACGACGGCCAGCGGGGUAUCGUCGGGCAGCUGAGUUUCCGCGGUGACGCAAGAUUGGGAUUGACAGUCCUCGGAUCGGUGCGUACCCUCCGCGAAGUCGCCGGGGCAGGGAAGAGCAGCAACCUCGUCACUCGGCUUGGCGGGUACGACGGCGACAGCGUGUGGCUCACUCGUACAUGGCUCGACGGCACAGUGCAACACCUUGGUCUCUUCGCAGGAAACAACACGCGUGUGGAUGUCAGGCCGGCCAACGACCCCGCCGGCUUCCCAAGCGUCAACAUCUCUCGGGUUGACGUCAACCAUGACGCGACAGUCAAGUUUGAGAGCACGUUCAAUUUCACCUCCUCGCUCCGUGGACUGGGGAUGGAUGACCUCUUCCCCUCCUCAGAGGACGUAGACAUCAUCCAGGCCAUCCGCGCCAAUAAGGAGGUGGUGGACCAGCUCGCUUUCCUCGCGUAUGAAUCCGAGUUCCUCGCCGGUGGAUGGCGCUUCUUGACCUACUUUGGCCGAGACACCCUCCUCGCAAUGCAGGUUCUUCUUCCGGUGCUCUCGCCGCAGGCGUGCGAAGGUAUCCUGGCUGGUGUGAUACAGCGUACCGGCCCAGACGGGGAGCUGUGUCAUGAAGAGACUAUCGGCGAGUACGCCGCCAUCCUCAAUAUCCAGGAGGGACAUCCCGAGCGCGGAACGGCACCAGUCUACGACUACAAGAUGGUCGACACCGAUUUCCUUCUUCUCCCGGCCCUCGGUGCCUAUGCCGAGCGGUAUCCAGUCCGAGCGCGGGAGUUCAUGGCCCGCAACUCCACCCUGGUUCCCGGCACGUUUCGGGAGCUUGUGCAGAGCAAUGCUGACCGGGUACUCCGCCUCGCGCAGCCAUUUGCCGAGAACCCAGGAAAGGAACGCUUGAUCGCGUUCAAGGCGUGGCCGUUCGGUAACUGGCGCGACUCGGCGGCAGGCAACGGGUGGGGUCACUACGCAUUUGAUGUGAACUGUGCGAUGGUCCCCGCCGCGCUGCGUGCCAUGUCGAACUUGGCGGGCUCGCUGCUCCCCGCAUCAUAUGACGUUCGCGCAUGGGCGGAGACCUGGGAAAACGAGGCGUGUGCGCUUUUCGCUGUCCCCAUCUCCGCCGCAGAAGCUGAAUCGCGCCUCUCAACCUACGUACAGGCGGCUAACCUAUCCUCCGACCUCCUCUAUGGCGCGGGAAGCCUUAAUGGUUCCAAGUCCAAGGGAUGGAGCGAUCCGGAGUACGUCGUCGGCGCCGUCCCGCUGUACGCCCUGGCGCUCUCCGACGCUCCAGUAGUGGUCCAACAUUCAGACCUAGCCUUUGUUCUGCUCUACUCCCCAACCGCUCCCGAAGGGAUAAUCCGCGCGACAAUAGCCGCGCUCCAACCGUACCCUCGCGGCCUCUUAACAAACGUGGGCAUGGUCGUGGCCAACGCAGCGUACGAUCCAGAUCCCCUCACCUCCAAGUUGUUCGAGAACACAGCGUACCACGGCGCUGUGGCCUGGAGCUGGCAGCAAGCUUUCAUGGCAGCGGGGAUCGAACGACAACUCAAAUUGUGCGAGACUUCAAAGCCAGCUUGGAUCGCUCUCGCUCCAGCACUGAAGCAAGCCCAAAUGAGGUUGUGGGACGCGAUACAGGGAUCCGCGCCUGUGCUCUGGACAGAAGUGUGGUCACCUAUCUUCCAUGAAGGCAAGUUUGCAAUUGGCGAUCUUGGGGCCAUCUCGGCAGAUGGGAGCGAGGGGGACGCAGUGCAGUUGUGGAGCUAUGCGUUCCUCGCGCUCCGGGAUGCGAGGACGGGGCGGCCAGUUGCGGCUGGGUUUGAGUAG
Molecule: messenger RNA, 2136 nt
Organism: Cutaneotrichosporon cavernicola
Lineage: Eukaryota; Fungi; Basidiomycota; Tremellomycetes; Trichosporonales; Trichosporonaceae
Exons: 6
Coding region: 1-2136 (711 amino acids)
Biological process (GO): carbohydrate metabolic process
Source: RefSeq, a predicted model, not a curated record